GAGGUGCGGCCAGGGCGGCAGGAAGUGGAUGUUGCUCCUGGCCGCGAUCGCGGUGCUGUUCUUGCGACUUCGCAGGCGGCUUCAUUGAGGGCGCGGUGUGCUGCUGUGGGCCCUCGGUGCGGACGGGUAUCGCAGCUGCAGUCGAAUGCUUCAAGAUCCAGAGGCCGACGCCAAUUCAUCUGCGACGGGCUGCGUGCUACGGGCGGUGCCAGGACCUGGAUAGAUCGAGGUCGUGGAACAAGUCUCCGGCGCAGUGCCCAGCCCUUGCUCAGGGCCCCGCGGGCAGCUUAGGCCUGGUAGCAUGCGCCGUCCAGUGGCGCAGUAGUCAGGGGCGGCGGGUCGUUUCGGCCACUCCCGAAGUAGGCACGCGCAGAGCAGAACUCAGAGGAGUUCUCGGCAGAAGUUUUGUCCUGGCGCUUCGUUCGAAGUGCUCUGGUGCUCUCGCGGAUCAGAGCAUGGAGUAUUGCGUCGGCUUCCCAUCCAGCCUGUCUCUCCGCACACUUGCACAGAGGAAGUUGGCGGAGGGUGAGAGCCGCGCCUCAGACAAAGCCAGCGCCUGUGGCGCGCACUCUUCUCGUUUCGGGCGCGUCUGCUGCAUCCAUCCGCCGAUGCUGUCGUGGAUGACAGUGCGAAUCGGGAGCUUGGGGAAGUUGUCCCCGCUGCCGUCACCGCCUGGCUUCGCGGACAGGUCCCUCAGCCUGUCCUCCCCAUCUCCUCCCCGUGGUGGAUUUUCUGCUCCCUGCCUCGCUCACUCGUCGACGUCCCUUCCGGUAUGGAGCGCCAGAUGCCUUUUGGCGUUCGCCGCCGAAGGCUGCUCCUGGCCUGCUCGCGCGCGGCUGCCCUGCGCAACUGCGUGCUUUUUGCAGACUGGCAGCCUCCCUGCCCUCCAGGGCUCCAAUGCAAGAGG
Messenger RNA from Prorocentrum cordatum, 907 nucleotides. The record is from the annotation of a GenBank genome assembly. Lineage: Eukaryota; Dinophyceae; Prorocentrales; Prorocentraceae.